This is a messenger RNA of Diorhabda carinulata, 710 nucleotides long. It is a transcript of the gene mRpL14, whose product is annotated as 39S ribosomal protein L14, mitochondrial. Gene Ontology annotation, cellular component: mitochondrion; ribosome. The transcript has 2 exons. NCBI's taxonomy places the organism in Eukaryota, Metazoa, Arthropoda, Insecta, Coleoptera, Chrysomelidae. Bases 198 to 659 code for a protein of 153 amino acids. Gene Ontology annotation, molecular function: structural constituent of ribosome. The record is from RefSeq and is a predicted model, not a curated record. Gene Ontology annotation, biological process: translation.
CAUCAAGAUUUUAAACGUAAAUUUAAUCAGUCUAAAAAUAUUGUAAGAAAAAAUAUUGUCUACUUUGAUCAAAUAUAAUACAUAUAUCCUAAAUAAGUCAAGUACAUUCGUAUAAUUUGUGAAACGUUACCCACACUUUUUUUUAUAUGAAACUGUCAUUUAUCAACAUAACCUAACUAAUUCUGUAUUUUUUGAAAAUGUUCUCAUCUAAAUUAUUACAAAAAAAUAUAAUAAAAACUAAAACCGUCAAUUGCAAUUUUCAUUUAACGAGUCAAAUAAAUGAAAUACAAAAAUUGACAAGACUACGAGUAGUAGAUAAUAGUGAGAUUGGGAAACAAGCGAUGGCAGAAGGAAAACCCCCUAGAUGUAUUCAUGUGUAUAACAAAACUGGUGUGGGAAAAAUAGGAGACCAAGUAUUAGUGGCUAUUAAAGGUGAAAAGAAAAAAGGAAUCUUAGUGGGAUUGAAACAAAAUCAAAAUCCGAAAGUACCAAAAUUCGAUAGCAACAAUCUUGUAUUAAUUGACGAUAAUGGCACUCCAUUAGGUACUAGAAUACAUGUGCCUAUACCAACUAUUCUUAGAAGCAUUUUAAAAGCGAAGACACACGCUAAAGGUGCUGAUUACACAAAAUUGUUGGGAAUUGCCUCAAAAUUUGUUUAACUAGAUUUAAUUUGUAGCCAAUUUUAAGACAAUAAAGUUUCGUGUUCAUUC